Molecule: messenger RNA, 5748 nt
Organism: Nerophis ophidion (straightnose pipefish)
Lineage: Eukaryota; Metazoa; Chordata; Actinopteri; Syngnathiformes; Syngnathidae
Gene: zbtb10
Product: zinc finger and BTB domain containing 10
Exons: 5
Coding region: 278-2455 (725 amino acids)
Biological process (GO): regulation of transcription by RNA polymerase II
Molecular function (GO): RNA polymerase II cis-regulatory region sequence-specific DNA binding; protein binding; DNA-binding transcription factor activity, RNA polymerase II-specific
Source: RefSeq, a predicted model, not a curated record
GUCGAGGUGCAUUGUGGGAGGAAAGUCGUUGCCAUUCGACCUCUGCGGGGCCUGCGCGGACGCAGCAAGAACCCAGAAAUUCAUUAUGCGUUUAAAAGCUUUAUUUAUUUCCGCAUAACCGACAUUCUCUCACCGCGGAGGGCGGAGGACAAGCAGCGACGCCGGCCAUCUCUUUCGGGUGGGAGAGGAGCUUGAAUAAAGAUAUAGAUUACAUUACUGCCGUGGCGGGGAGACUGUUGAGGAUUUUAUUAUAAGAGGGAAAAAAAAAAAAAAAAACAUGUCCGGGGAGAGAAACCGCAGGUCGCUGGCGUUCCGAGGCGGUGGAUUAGCCCCGAUUGCGGGCUCCGGAGGCGUCGGUGGGGGGAACAGCUGGGAGGCCCCGGCCUGUCAGGACCAACAUUUUAACGGCAACCGGCUGAACCCGGACGACGACGGGGACCUCGGAGCGAAGGGACCAACGCGGAAGCGAGUGGAGGACGCCGGGUCGGUAAGCGACAGCACGGAGCCCGAGGCGGAGGAGGAAGAGGACGCGGAGAAGCCAGCCGGGAACGCAGGCUCGGAGCUGGAAGCGGCGAACGGUUUCAGGGAGGCAGCGGCUGCGGGCAGCGACGGAGCCGAGUCCGGCAGCGGUGAGGCGGCGCCCAGGAAGUGCGGCGUGGAGAUGAGACCCCAGACGCUUCUCCAGAAGCACUCGCUCUUCCACGCGUCGUGGCUCCGGGAAUUCCCGUGGCUUAAGUUCUGCCAGGAGACGGGGCUCAUGUCGUGCUCCUGGUGCCACGACGCGGCCACCAGGAACGGCGACGAGCUCAUCAAAGGCAGCCGAAACUACAAGAGGGCCUUGCUGCUCCGACAUCACCUGUCGUCCGAGCACGGCAGGAAGGACCCCGGCAAGCAGAUGGAGAUGGGGAGGCCCGCCGACAACGCCAGCCCGUCCACCAACUCCUCCGACGAAGACUUCCGCAACAAGCCCCAUGAGAACUCGUACUGCUACCAGCUGCUCCAGGAGUUGGACAAGCAGCGCAAGAGUGGCAUCCUUUGCGAUGUCAACAUCGUCGUCUCGGGCCAAGUGUUCCGCGCGCACAAAAACAUCCUGGUGGCGGGCAGCCGCUACUUUAAAACCCUCUACUGUCUGACCCAGACCGAGCCUCAGGACCAGGCCACUGUUACGCACCUGGACGUGGCUGCCAUCCAGGGUUUUUCGGUCAUUCUGGACUUCCUCUACUCGGGGAACUUGCUGCUCACGAGCCAAAACGCCAUCGAGGUCAUGUCUGUGGCGAGUUACCUCCAGAUGACCGAGGUGGUGCAUUCGUGCCGGGCGUUCAUCAAGGAUGCCCUCAACAUCAGCAUCAAGCAGGAGGCCCCCGACUCGGUUGUAGUGGACUACAACAAGAGGCAGACGGUGGCCAAAGACGGGCACCGUGGUCCAGACCGGAAGCCGACCAACUUCUGGGCGACAAGCAUCCUGUCCAAGCUGUCAAUCAAAGCCAGCAACAACCAAGGAAAAGAGGCCGCAACGGAAGACGAGGAAGACUGCGGCAGAGUAAAGGAGGAGUCCAGCGACAUCGAGGUGACGACGGUCGGGGGUGAGGGCUGUGCCCUGGUGCCCCCUGGGGCCUCGCGGAGCUGGAGCCAGCACAACGACAACUCCUCUGAUUCAGCAGAGACCAACGAGCCGCGCUCGACAGCUGCCCAAGUGUUCGUCUGGAACGAGCCGGCCACGGACGGUGGCACAGGUGCAGAGAUAAAACGCGAGGCGCCGGACGCUGCUGCCGGGAGCGGACGCCGGAAAAAGCAGACCACCACGCGGAGGUUCGUCUACAACUUCCCGCCAGAGCCUGAGGAGGGCUUCGAAGAGGGGAUGUUCAUCCAGCCGUCAGCUUCUUACCCCAGAGAAGACUUCUCUUCACUCUCAGAAAACGCCGAGCUGGCCAAUCAGAUCCAGUAUAGCAUCAUCCAGCAAGGGGAAUCCUGGGAGAAUGGCGAGUCGCCGCUCCUCGCCAUCAACAAGCUCAAGUGCCCCCACUGUAACUACAUCGCCAAGCACCGGCGCACGCUCAAGAGGCACCUGGUCAUCCACUCGGGCGUGCGCUCCUUCAGCUGUGACAUCUGCGGAAAGCUGUUCACUCGCCGCGAGCACGUCAAGAGACAUUCCCUGGUGCACAAGAAGGACAAAAAGUACAAGUGCAUGGUGUGCAAGAAGAUCUUCAUGCUGGCCGCCAGUGUGGGUAUCCGCCACGGCUCGCGGCGCUACGGCGUGUGCGUGGACUGCGCCGACUCACACCAGGCCACUCAGGAGGGUCUGGAGGCCAUGGAGGCCAUGGAAUUCCCCCGCGACGACGACUUCGAGGGUGAGGAGGGCGAGGACCUGGAGGGGGAGGAGCCUGCUGACAACGACCAAUCAAAUUGGGCAGAGGGCAACGCUGGUGCUGCCCUGCAGGAGGACAAAGAGUUUUAAAUGAAUCGGUGUUUAAUAUAUGUGUGCUACAAAAGACGACAAGCUGGUAACAAUCAACUCCAAAGUGCUAUCAAACCUUGAGGUUGCUUAAUUGUGCGAGUUUGACAACGAUUUGAAAAAGCUUUGGUAGCGUGGUAACCCCGCCAUGUACAGAUUUUAUUAUUAUUAAUAUUAUUGAUGCCCACAAGAGAAAGAUUCUAAGAUAAAUCAGGUUGUUUUUGUUCUUUGGUGAUGUAUUUUUAUUAUUUCCUGUUAAGUGGGCAGGGUGAUGUAGACGUGGGGUUAGGCCAAUCAUUUAACAUACAAAGUUAAUUAUUUAAUUUAAGAAGAGUGAAAGAGAGAGUUAUUAUGGUCUUAUCAGAUAAUCUAAUUUUUAUUUCUGUUUUGUUUUUUCUUGUGUAGAUGGUGUUUAGAUGUGCUCACUAUGUUCUGUAUUUUUGUUUAUAAUUAUGCUUUUUUUUUUUUUUUUUCUUGCUUUCCCUGCACAAAUCUUGGAACCAAAAAAUCUGUUUCGUGACUCUAAUGUAUCUCAGCCAUAUUUAUGAUAUUUAAAAAGCUUAGGGGCUGUGACGUUGUGCCAAACAGACCGCACACCAAGAUUUCGCAGGAGAACGAAAAGAAAAUAAUUCAAAACUACUGAAUACGCUUAAAAGAAAAGCCACCUUUCUAAAGAUACAUAUGUAUAUUAAAACAAAUCUAUAAAGUGCAAGGGGGAACUAUUCUAGUUAGCUUUAUACAAAUCACCGCGUCACAGUAACACUUUAUUGUCGAUGAAACAAAAAGCAUUUGACCUUCACUUAAAGCUUGAAUUGUUUUUUUUUUCUUCAAAAUUAUUUGGUGCUGUAAUGAAUGCUUUAGUGGCAGAAAUACUGGACCUACACAGUCAGGCAUACAGCCGGGGUGUCCAAACGCGAUGUUGAAUUAUGGGGAGCAGGGGCACUUUGAUAUUAUUUACUUUGUUCUUAUUCAAUUUAAGAUGCAAAAAAUAAUAAUCCAGUGUAGGCUAAGUUAUGCUCAGCCAGGGUGUGACACAUUGAGUGUUAAAACUAAAUUCCCGGAAGAUUUAGUGCGCUUUUUUUCGAAAAAGCUAAAAAUGAUAUUCAAGUUAUCUUAGCGGCUAUUGAAAAGCAUUUUAUUAUUUGUUUUGCUGAAGUUGCUGCAGCUCAGGGGAGGUUUGUCUAUACCCCUACACUUAAGUUUUACAUAGCGUGGCCCUAAAUCCUUUUUUGUAAAGUGAUGCGGGCGGUAUUUAAUUUUAUUUCCAGAACACGCCCGCCACAAAUAAGAUUUGGACACCCCUGGCUUAUGAUUCUUGUCGUCAUAACUGACUACGCUUCACCUCCUAUACAACACUGGCGACUAUCAGGUAAUCUUUGCCAUGCUUUUAACCUUUUUAUAAGUAGCUAGGACUACCGGCAGUACUUUUUAACGAGGACCUAAGUGGACGUCUUUAUUUUUGGUAAUAGUUUAAACACAUACAUAUAUAUAUAUACAUAUAUAUAUAUAUAUAUAUAUAUAUAUAUACACACACAUUUAUAUAUAUAUAUAUAUAUAUAUAUAUAUAUAUAUACAUACACACACACACACCUAUAUAUAUAUACAUACAUACAUACAUAUACACAUAUAUAUGUAUAUAUGUGUAUGUAUAUAUAUAUAUAAUGUGUGUAUGUGUAUAUAUGUACAUAUAUAAUGUAUGUAUGUUUUUUAUUUAUAGUUAUAUAUGUUUGUGUGUAUAUAUGUAUAUAUAUUUCUAUAUGUAUGUGUGUAUAUAUAUGUAUGUGUGUACAUAUAUGUAUGUGUGUAUAUAUAUGUAUGUGUGUACAUAUAUGUAUGUGUGUACAUAUAUGUAUGUGUGUAUAUAUAUAUGUAUGUAUGUGUAUAUAUAUGUAUGUAUGUGUAUAUAUAUAUGUAUAAUAUAUAUAUAUAUAUAUAUAUGUAUGUCUAUAUACUUAUAUAUUUUUGUGUGUGAGUACACACACACACGUAGAGCGGCGUUUAUAUAUUUGAUUGUGUAAGGAGACGUCCCGUUUUUUGUGUUAAUUUUGUUUGGUCUGCCAGGUAGGAAAACACUUCGUUCCAAAAAAAAAAAAAAACGUGAAUCUCUAUGGCGCCAUCAUAGACAUGCACUUAAAUUUUGUGUGUUCAUGAGUCUUUUUUUUUUUUUUUUUCUAAAUGCUUUUCUUUCCCCAAAAAUGGGUCUAAGUGGAACUAUAUUUCUUCCAAAUGCUUUUUUGUUGUUGUUAUUUAAUAUUAUAUAUAAUAUGACUCCAAAAAAAAUGCAAUCAAGACUGUUAAUUUCUAUUUGUCCAACCAAAAUUGCUCAUUGUUAUUGUUGGGUUAUAAUGUAUGGGAGGAGCAAUGGCGAUAGGCUAGACAAACCUGUAAUUGUUGCUUUCUUUUAAUUUUUAUUUUUUACUAAUGCUAAGCUACCAUUCACUUUACCCCACCCCCUUUUUCGUUUUAAUUUUCCUCGUUAUCAGCACAUUUUUUUUUUUAAAUGUUAACAUAAAGCUCGGAGCGGCAGUAUAUGUGUUCAUAUGCAGUUUGUACGGAAACAUGUAACCUCCCUUUACUCAGUGGAAGAAGAAGAAGAAUAUUUUAGCAUAGCUUCAUCUUCCCUGUCACUUUUACCUUCAAAUCACUGUGGGUGGGCCUGUAUGACGGAUAUACAUAUAUAUAUAUAUAUGUGUGGAGAAUCUAUGAGAUAAAUAUAUAUAUAUAUGAAAAAAAUAUUUAACUAUGGUGGACUUGCAAAUCUCCCGCUGUGGUGUUUUUUUUUUUUUUUUCCACGACCCUUCCGCUUGCUCUUUUCUUCAGUGCUGCUCGUCCAUCACGACUUCAUCUGUCCUGUGUUUGUUCUUUUGAUACUAUUUACCAUCCUACUGACUUAUUGUUAUGAAUGAUUUUUAAUGCUGUAUUUCUUACAUGGACAACACAACAGAAACAAAAAACACUAACAGACGUAAUUGUUCUCUCCCCCCAUUUCCUGUUGGCUGUAUUUUUUACGCUGUUGCUGCAAAAAACAACAAAAAAAGCGAAAAAAAAAGAAAGAAAAGAAAAACAAACCAAAAAAAAGUUGUAUUUUUCAACUUUUUUGCUCUUUCACACAGCGAUGCAAAACUCGGUGCCCUCCGAACACAAAGCAAAAAUUCAGGUUACUCUUUUUACGUUUUUACCAGAUGUUUUCAAAGAUGGAACUACAUUCUUCUCUUUUUUCUGUUCUAAAAAUAAAUUGUACUACUGUUCCUCUCUAUACUACAUUUAAGAAUAAAACUUUGAUAUUGCUCUCAUUA